Molecule: messenger RNA, 8749 nt
Organism: Leucoraja erinaceus (little skate)
Lineage: Eukaryota; Metazoa; Chordata; Chondrichthyes; Rajiformes; Rajidae
Gene: vat1
Product: vesicle amine transport 1
Exons: 6
Coding region: 171-1334 (387 amino acids)
Molecular function (GO): oxidoreductase activity; zinc ion binding
Source: RefSeq, a predicted model, not a curated record
CUGCUCCUUGGUAGCAGUGUAUUGGCUGCACUAUCACGACGUUGGCAGCUGGGCUUUGCUCUUUGCAAGAUCCGUUCUGAUUCUCCCUGCGUUCAGUGUAGCUAGCCUUUUUAUCUGUGGGUUCUAUUAAUUCAAGGGGAAUUUGAAAGCAGCUGAAGGGGGGAAAAAAUAUGACCGGGGAAGAAAUCAAAGAGCCUGAGGAGCAACAACAGCAAGAACCACCACCGCCACAACCACAAGCACAGCCACAGCAGCCUAAAGAAGAGAGCAAGGAACCGGCGCCAGAGGUUUCCUACAAAGCCGUGGUGCUCACGGGGGCCGGGGGUUAUGAUAAAGUGAAGGUAGAAGUCAGGAAGGGUGUCCCGGUGCUGAAAGCAGGUGAAAUCCUGGUGCGAGUGCACGCUUGUGGCUUGAAUUUCACCGACCUGUUGGUCAGGCAGGGGGUGAUCAGCAAACACACUUGCCUGGGCACUGAAUGUGCGGGUGUGGUGGAGGCACUCGGGGACGACGUGACCGAUAGGAAGGUUGGUGACAAGGUAAUUGUGCUAAAUCUGGAUGGAGGACUUUGGGCAGAGCUGGUGGCGACCACAGUCACCCGUACAUUCUUGAUGCCUGAAGGGAUGAGCUUUCAAGAUGCUGCUGCUCUCUCGAUCAAUUACUUGGUCGCAUACAUGAUGAUCUACGACUUCGCAAAUUUGCGUCCAAAUCAGAAAAUUCUCAUCCAUAUGGCAGCUGGUGGUGUAGGAAUUGCUGCAACACAGCUGUGCAAACUAGUUAAAGACGUGACCAUCUUUGGGACUGCCUCCGCCUCCAAACAUGAAACGAUCAAAGAGAAUGGCGUGUCUCACCCAAUUGACUACAACACCCUGGAUUAUGCUGAAGAAGUUCGCAAGAUUGCCCCCAAAGGUGUUGACAUUGUCUUGGAUCCCCUGGGAGGAGCUGACAACACUAAAGGCUUUGGUUUGCUGAAACCAUUGGGAAAACUUGUCCUGUAUGGUUCUUCGAAUAUACUGACCGCACCAAAGCGGAGCACGCUAGCUGCCGCAAAGAUCUGGUGGCACAAGCUCACUAUUGAUGCCUUCCAGCUAAUAAACAGCAACAAAGCUGUGUGCGGAUUUCAACUCAAAAACGCAGACCCUGACCAGAUUGCAGACGUCUUUGGCAAGCUGAUUUCACUGUACAGUGAAGGGAAAAUCAAACCUAAAGUGGACUCUGUAUGGUCAUUCGAGCAGAUUGGUGAUGCAAUGAGGCAUAUGCAAGAGCACAAGAACAUUGGAAAAAUCCUUCUGGUCCCUGAAGUCAAGACAACCGAUGCCACAGCAACUGAAAAUUAAGCGUUUACUUAAAAGGCAGGGAUAACCUCAUGAAUUAGCUAAAACUCCUAACCUUUUCUGACCUGAAGAUAUACCUGAUAGUUUGAGGGUUGAAGUAGGGAUGUGACUCCUGACUGAAUCACCCUUGUAUCAGACUCGUUAACAAAUUGUUGUUUGUGUCAAUGUCGCAAUGGGUUUUAUUUUCUACGACUUAACUUUGUGUUUUACCUUCAUAUUUUACCACCGUCCCACCCCCAAGUUCUGUCAAACUUGUUAAGAGCACAGAACAUUGACUUGCAGUAAUUUUUCCUCUUUUCCUCAGAUCACUGCUCUGAAUAGCCCUCUGUCUUAAGAUGCAGACCAAAGCUCCAUGAGGUAACUGAACAGCUCUGGCUACCAAUGUCCUUGCUCUAGAGGCAAGGGCUUGUCACUUGCCCUGGGCAACAUGCAUUGGCUAAAAGUGCUUCAAGCCACUAUAUAGGUGGGCUUGCACCAAACAGCUGUUCUAGGUCAUGGUGGAUUUGAUUAUAUUAAGUUCAGUGACCACACCUUCCCAAAGUUUCCAAAAGUUAUGCAAAAUGAGAUGGUGAUUCUCUAAAACCCUGAUGGUACUGAUUGGUUCUCAACAUGUACUUUGAAACCAUGGGGUUAAGAAUUCUUUUGAAGGUGCCAAAUGAUGACAUAAAAUUGUAUUAGGAUUGUGCCAAAUAUUUGGCCAGUUGAUUUGGCUUGACAAGUAAAUGUUGAAUAGCAAAACGUGGGUAACAUUAGGUUUCUGCACCAAUACCAUCAUGGGGCGGGGGAAGUGCUAAGCACUCAGUUCUACACAAGUUGCUUUCUCCUUGGGUUGAAUAGUGGUUUACACUGGAAGCUGUUUGAGCUUCAAUUGUAACUUGCAGAAAUGCUUCUGCCUUUUGUAAAAGAAUAGCACCGAGCCCCAUUCUGAACAAGGUGAAGCCAACUCCUGCUUGAUGGCAUGUGUUUCAUCCUAUGGUUCAGUCAUAGAAUGGUUAAGUCAUAGAAUUAUGCCACUUUCCCCGCCCCCAAAAUACAUUGCCUUUUGGCAAGUUUAUAUCUUGGUAGAAACUAGGAACUACAAAUGCUCGUUUUUCAAAAAAAGACACCAUGCUGGAGUAACCCAGCAGGUUGGGUAGCAUCCCUGGUGAACAUGGAUCGGUGACAUUUUGGAUUGGAACCCUUCUUCAAAGUCCAGCCACAAUGUCACAGAUUCAUGUUCUCCAGAGAUGCUACGGAUCUGCCGAGUUAGUCCGGCCCUGUAUAUUUUAGUGUUUGGUCUAACCUGUUUGGAAUAACAUCCAGUCUUUGUGUUUCAUUUGGUGCAAAGGAUGUUAGUCUGCUACUGUGUUCAAAGGUGCUGUCUGAUGUAUGCAGAUACAACUGAACUAGCUGGGUUUCUGGGCUCCAGUUAAGUGUGGCAUCUGCAUAAAGCAGAUUCUAUUCCAUCUGCUGAUUGGAAAAUCAUUAAAAACUAAUAUUCUUUUUUUUUUUCCAAUGUAAGGUGCAUGGUGGGGGGGUGGGGGAUGAAAAACACUAAUCUAAUUCCGCAUUUGCAUUAUGAGCUUCACUGCCCAAAUUUAUGAUGUGUCCCCUCCUGGGCUAAAUUGCUUCUGGGGUGGUCUGACCACAUUCACAUUUAACCAUCGCUUCCUCAGGAGAAAGUAAUCUAUUUUGAAGCCAAAUACAAAUCUGCUGCAUAAUCCAAGGAUGGACUUUAUCAGGUUGAUGACAUAAUACAGAGCUUAAUCAUUUGGUUUGAGCCACUAAAAUUAACUUGAAUUACUUGAUUUAAAACACAUUUGUUCAGCUGGCAACAUGAAAGUUUGAGCUCAAUCCAGCUGCCUCGCAAGUGAAGGAGAUUGGUGGUGGCACCAGCAGCAUUUGCCUUGCUUUAAUGAUUCAGAACUUUAUUCCAGCACUAAACCCAAUAACUGUGUCCUCCAUGCAUAGAUGGCUUCUGGAUACUUUUAUGCCCCAUCUGAAUAAGGCUGGAAGCCAAAUCACACCAUCUCUGAUUUUACUCAAAUGUAUUUAGGUCAGCACAAUCGUGCAGCGGUAGAAUUGCUGCCUUAAGGUGCCAGACACACUGGUUCGAUCAUGACUUUGGAUGCUGUCUGUACGGAGUUGGCACGUUCUCCCCAUGACUGCCAGGGUUUUCUCUGAGUGCUCCGGUUUCCUCCCACACUCCAAAGAGGUACAGAUUGGUAGGUUAUUUGGCUUCUGUAAAAAUUGCAAAUUGUCCCUAGUGUGUAAGAUACUGCUAGUGUACGGGUAUCGCUGGUCAGCGGGGACUAGGUUGGCCGAAGAGCCUGUUUCCGUGCUAUAUCUCCUAAGUCUAAAGUAUUCGAUUCUGCAAAGGACACUUGUCUCUUGUCUUGGUGACCAGGUCUGUUUUUGCCCUUUUUGUUGCCUAAAGCUUCCGGUAUUCUUAAUGUUUCUAUUUUCAUUGAAGGUGCCAUAUAACUGGGGAGCAAAUCGGUGGUAGCUCCGCCUCAAGGCAUUGUUACCAGACAAACCAAUAUAUAAAUUCCAGUGCUUUCAAUUCUACUCUUAUCUUUCCCCUUGCGUAAUUCUGCUAAUGGUUUUCAAACUCCAAGAUGAAAACCUCUUAAAACCAAUGCAAGUGCUAUUUAAUGCAAUGUCAUAGUUUUAGCCUCUUGUUCAUCGGGGCCCACCUCUUGAAGUGGUUUAGUUCUACUAUUCUUUUUAACUUUUUAGAAACCGUGUUACUUGGCUUCAAUAUGGAUUCCUCCCUCGUCUAAAAAGCACAAUGUCUGGACUCCCAAGUAUAAUAACCUUUAUCUUCAGUUCAUGGGCUAAUGGAUACAUGAUUGGAUAUGGGGAUCAGUAUAAGAGAGCAAGUGUGACACCUGGACUCCAAUCUGAUCGGGUCACAGCACUGAAUAUUUUUGAACCAGUUAAUUAAGUUUUUUUCUCUCGGAACCUGGUGCCUACUAAACCCAAAUGCCUAUUGUUAGCAUUUUUUUUUGUCAAUUUAAAUCGACAGAAGGAGGCCUUUUGCAUGGAAUUCUGCCAAUUCCAAUAGUUGAUUAAAGAUGUGCUUAAGAUGUCUGCUAUAUUUUGUGCAUUAUGGUGACCAAACGUCAAGUACAACAGUUCAAAGGGUUAAUUUUUUUUUUUAAAAAGCCAUUAAGUGUUCUAUAUAUUUUUUUGACGUUAACUUUGACCUCAGUGCUGUUCCUGUUUAGUGUUUUGGAUGGAGGGGAAGGUAGCAGUGCUUCAAUGUCUGCAGCCCCACCACACACCUCAGUGGUGUCCUUUAUUGGAAGGAGGAGGAACAGUAGUUCUUUGCAUAAUGUGUUGUGCUGGACUGGUCGCUGUGAACUUAUUUUAACCCUUUUUAAUUAUGUGACAUUAAUGGAAUGCAUCUAUUUCAAGUUUCUUUGAAAUAUCAUAGAACAUAAUGGUUUAUCCUGUGAUUUUUGUAUUAUUAAACAUGAUGCGGAAGGAAAAUGUUCAAGGUCUUCAAUCUUGCAGAAAUAAGUGGGUGCCAAAGAGCUGAAAUCUCAUUACCCAGGUGGGCCGGCUAUUAUUUGCCUUGUGUAUCAAGUCUGACUUGACUCGUGUACAUUGGCCAAACAGGAAUCUUGGUUUGCUGUCUUACAGAGCAAAAGGCAAUUGAAUUACUGCACCUAGCCUGCAAAUUACCCAUUUUCAUGUAAUGUGCGUAAUUCUACUGUUCAAAUCUCCAUUUUAAUUGAUCUCUGACCGAACCUUCCAACAUUUUCUGUCCAAUUCCACCAUCCUGCUUCAUCGCUUUAGAGUUGCUUGGUUGAGAACUAUUCCAUCUUUUGGAUACGCAAGGAACCGCAGAUGCUGGAAUCUUGAGCAAAGUACUGGAGGAGUUCAGCAUAUCAGGCAGCAUCUGCAGAGAAAAUGGAUGUUCUCUCAGACAUUCCAUGCCCGUUCCCUCCGCAGAUGCUGCCUGACCUGUUGAGUUCCUCCAGCACUUUGCUUCAGUUCACCGUUUUGGAUGAACUUGCAAUGAACAUCCAAUGGAAAAAAUUACACUUGAUGCUCUAAUCUGGUUUACUGUUGGUAUAGAUUUUUCUUCCAAUUGCAUCCAAGCUAAGUAGCUUUAGGUGGAGAGGGGGUGUGUAUGAUUGACUUUGUCAUGGGUUAUAGAAAGGAUAGUCGGCCAAGAUUCCUGCUACUGUGCUAGAAACUGACUGGGCUGCAGGCCUUCAUGCAGUUAGUUUCACUUCCCAAUUCCAACCCUGCCCCAAGGAUAUGGAAGCAAACAGAAACAGAAUUAAAACUGGAUGGAUUUGGCAUCUUUUCAUCUGUCCGCCAAACUGGUAUUCGAAAAUUCACACAAUACACACUGCCUUACUCCAAACUGAGCCUGAGCAAGUGCUCUCGUGUCUUCGAGCUUAGAAAAUGUGCCAAUAUGACUUAAGUCAAGGGACCAAUGGUUCUGACUAUGACUGGAAUGAAAUGUAAUUUAGUUUAUCCAGUUAAAUGGUUGAUGUCCAAGAAAUGAAUUGAAAGAUAUUUCAAUAAAACUGUCUGGAUUUAAAAGGGUUAAGUCGGCCUUAAUGUGGUUUAUUGUGUAAAACCUUCCUGUGAUUCAGUUGCAAAUCCUUUCAUUUUGGUGUUGACAUAUGCACUGCGGCUACCGAUGGUCUUCGGAUAAUUCAACAUAAAUUGAUUUCACAAUUGCUCCAGAUAAUUGCAGUUGAGCACUUGCCUGGCAACAAUUAUUUUUUGAGGUAGGGAGCUUGAACCGGAAAUCAAGGCAUGCUUUCUCGAUUUAGGGACAUUGAGGAGCUCCCACUUGAAGAUGUGUCGAGGAAAAACGUUGUUUCCAGCCAGUCUUUUCAACAUCGAUUAGCUUCAAUGAGUUUUUAAUGUAUUUUGUCGCUAAACUUGACGCCAACAAUCAGGCGUGAAGGUUGCCUGUUGGCCCCAUUGGCACCUGGCCAGAUAAGGUGCCACUUUAGUAUGAAGCUCUGUGGGUUGAGAUGACUGUCGGAACAGUUGCUCUUCCAGGGCAGCACAGUGGUGCAGCAAGAGUUGCCUGUACUGAGUUUUUAAUGUUUUCUCUAGGAUCUCUGGAUUCCACCCUCACUCCAAAGAUGUUCAGGCUUGUAGGUUAAUUGGCUUGGUAUAAUUGUAAAUUGUCCCUAGCAUGUGCAGAACAAGCGUUAGUGUGCGGGAAUCGCUGGCCCAUGCGGACUCGGUGGGCCGAAGCGCCUGUUUCCACACUAUCUCUAAACUAAACUUAUAAAGCACUUGUGGGACAAUGUUUAGGUUCCAGCAGAAGUAGAUAUUGGGUGUAACAAUUGCCUUGUAACAUUCGGUAUAAAGACUGAGGUCCCAGGUCCGGCCAUUUUGCUGGAUAUGUUUAGCCAGGGUUACAAUAAGACUAUUAUUGGAACAGUGAUGGAUGUGACUUGUUGCCAAGUGCAGCAGCAGAAUGUAGCUCCAAGCAACGGUUGACUGUUUAGGAUGCAGGUGGGUUUCUGUCCUGGAGAGCUCAGUGCUUGGAAUUGCUAAACAUUGGCGGUCUGCGUCUUGUAACUGUGAAGCUGUCAGUUGUAUUCUGAUGAUUUUCUUUUUCUUUUGUGGAAUUACCGUGGUGCUCUAUUGAACUUCUGCCAUGCAGACUAUUAGCUUUAAUGUGCAGCGGCAAGUAACUGAAAUCUGCCCCUGGCUCCUGCUAGGAGUUGCCAGACGUGGGGUGGCAGCAAAGCAUAAUGCACCCGCUCUGGCCAGGGAAUUUGCUGCCAAGGUGAGUCCUGAUUUGAGUCGGCUGCCUAGGAAGGCACUGUUCCUUUUGAUCCAUGCUUGGCAUGGCAGUGAAUGCAUGUCAGUCAGUCCCACAUGUUGAGAGACGUGCAAAAGGCCAUGCAGAACUAUGGCCUGCUGCCUGACAUCUUUGAUGCUGAAGUAUUCUUUCCACUUGCCAAACGGUCUUUGCUUUCAGGAAAAUGUCAGCACAGUGGUGCAGAUGGUCGAGAUGCUGCCUCACAGCGCCAGAGACCUGGAUUCGAUCCUGACCUCGGGUGCCGUUCAUGCAGUCUACACGUUCUCCCUGUGGCCUUGCGUAUUUUUCACCCAGUGCUCUGGUUUCCUCUUGCAUCCCGCAAACUUGCAGGUGAAUUGGUCUUUGUAAAUUGCCCCUCGUUUGUAGUGAGCCAAUGAGAAAGUGGCGAUAACAUGGAACUAGUAUGGACUCGGUGGGCCGAAUGGCUUGUUUCCAUGCUAUAUCUUUGAACAAAAAUAAAUAACACGUAUCCCUUGUUUGAUGAUUGCUGUCAGGUGUGACAGUUCCAGGAUGCAUUCCUUGGUAGCUCACCUUCCCCCUGCUACUGCUGCAUGCAAACCUGAUGCUUGACAAUUGGAGAAGUGGAGAUCAAGUGGAGAUAGUGUGUUGUGAUUAAACCAGCUUGAAAGGGUAGCCGUUUAACAGUACCUGUACCACCUAAUUGGCAGUGGCAUUGGAAAUUUCACUAGUGAAUUGUGGUACAGUUGUGUUGCAGUCCAUUCACCCUUCCUUGAGUGACCACUUGGCACUAUCUUGCAGAGCAUUUUGUAAAAAAAAAACAAGGAACUCCAAAUGCUUGUUUACAAAAUAAAAUGACAAAGUGCUGGAGUAAGUCGGUGGGCCCAGGUAGCAUCCCUGGAGAACGUGGAUAGGUGAUGUUCUAUUUGGGUCAGGACCACUUCAGAUGAAGGAGAACUGAAGAAGGGUCCUGACCCAAAACAUCACCAAUCCCUGUUCUCCAGAGAUGCUGCCUGGCCCACUGACUUACUCCAGCGCUGUCCUUUUAAGAAACCAUUUUGUUUCCUUUUAGAAACUGUCAGGAGCAACAGUAGUAACUCAAUACAUAAAAUCAUCCUCUCGGUUGAAUUGAUAGCAUUUACAUUCCCCAGAGAACGUACAACGGAUUCAAGAGCUAAUGCUGAAUCUAGAUUUAAAAUACUUUUACCUAAUAUCAUAUGCUGGCAUCAAACCUACAAUUCAACAGAUAAACUUUGAUAUUUUUUAAUUAAAUUGGAUAAUAAAAUCUAACGUUAUUUUCCAUGUGUGAAAUGGUAAAUUUGUUCAAUGCAACAUGUCAAGUGCUGCUGGGAAUCUCUGUCUGCUGCUGCUUGUAUAUUAAGACAUCAUCCAGAAUUGCCACAAGGAUCUUGCAACUGUAAAUCCAUUGAAGGCAAGAACUGUCCCUUUUAUAAUAAUGGACAGUGGGGUGGGGGGUUGGGGAGGGAGAGGAACAGGUCAAUUAUUAUCUGUGCUUGGUUUAUUUGGUGUUUUAAUCCCAUCAAAAGCUGCUUUUGUAAAUGUGAAGCAGUUGCUAUUUAGAUGGAUUCUACAAUGAAAUGUAAUGCUGUUUAUGCCAGGUAUUACCAUAUGCCUUAAAUGUUUAAUAAAAUGCAUACUGAUGACUCCA